This is a messenger RNA of Stegastes partitus (bicolor damselfish), 1913 nucleotides long. RefSeq names its product protein O-glucosyltransferase 1 (gene poglut1). Gene Ontology annotation, biological process: protein O-linked glycosylation; positive regulation of Notch signaling pathway. The coding region runs from base 1 to 1167 and encodes 388 amino acids. The transcript has 11 exons. The record is from RefSeq and is a predicted model, not a curated record. NCBI's taxonomy places the organism in Eukaryota, Metazoa, Chordata, Actinopteri, Pomacentridae. Gene Ontology annotation, cellular component: endomembrane system. Gene Ontology annotation, molecular function: UDP-xylosyltransferase activity; UDP-glucosyltransferase activity.
AUGGAGCGCUGGUGGCUGUGGAGCUUUUUAUUACUGGUUCAAGUUUGUGACUUGAGUGCGGUUGGUGCUUCAAGAAAGCAGUGGAAAAAAAUCAGAGAGAAGAUUUCUGAUGCUGUUAACGGGUACAGUCCAUGCAACCCUGUCAACUGUAGCUGCCAUCUGAGUGUCCUACAACAUGACUUGCAGCCCUUUAAAGGAGGAAUCUCUGAGGAUUUCAUGGCUGCUACGGUCAAGAGAGGGGUGGGCACUCACUACCAGGUCAUUGGACACAAGUUGUACAGAGAGCGCAACUGUAUGUUCCCGGCUCGGUGCAGCGGGGUGGAGCAUUUCAUUCUGGACGUGAUCGACAGGUUACCUGACUUGGAGAUGGUCGUAAAUGUCAGAGAUUACCCUCAAGUCCCGAGCUGGGUUCAGCCAACGCUGCCGGUCUUCUCUUUCAGCAAGACCUCAGACUACCAGGACAUCAUGUACCCUGCAUGGACGUUUUGGGAGGGCGGACCUGCCGUGUGGCCCAUAUACCCCACUGGACUGGGAAGAUGGGAUCUGAUGAGGGAUGACCUCAGAAAGUCUGCAGCACAGUGGCCCUGGAAGAAGAAAGAGUCCAGAGGAUUCUUCAGAGGCUCCAGAACCAGUGCAGAGCGCGACCCUCUUAUCCUUCUGUCCAGAGAAGCUCCAGAGCUGGUGGAUGCAGAGUACACCAAGAACCAGGCCUGGAAGUCUGAGAAGGAUACACUCGGGAGACCCCCAGCCAAAGAAAUCCCUCUGGUCGAUCACUGCAAAUACAAGUAUUUAUUCAACUUCCGGGGUGUGGCGGCGAGCUUCCGCCUCAAACAUCUGUUCCUCUGCGGCUCCUUGGUGUUUCAUGUGGGGGAUGAAUGGCAGGAGUUUUUUUACCCUCAGCUCAGGCCUUGGGUCCACUACAUCCCAGUCAGGCAGGAUCUCUCUGAUGUCAGAGAGCUGCUACAGUUUGUCAAAGAGAACGAUGACAUCGCUCAGGAGAUCGCCACGAGGGGUCAGGACUUCAUCCUCAACCACCUGCGAAUGCAAGAUAUCUCCUGCUACUGGGAGAGACUCCUCACCGAGUUUAGCCAGCUUCUCACCUACAAACCUCAAAGAAGGAACAGCUACAACCAGAUUGUCCACAGACCCACUAAAACGGAGCUAUAAGACAGAGACUCUGGGGGACCAGGGCAGCUGUAGUGAAGGAAAACCUCAGAUCCUGAAUGUAAUUGCUGCACCACAGCCAGCAACGUUGUGUUUUGUUGUUGGUGUUCCAUUGUUAUCAAAAGCCCAGUUUAACUAAGGUGUAAAGUUUUGUCAGGACUCUUUUUAUUUAUUUCUGUGGAGCGCACAAAAGCCCGUGUGUGUUCACAGGAAUAACACUCACAGGACACAAAGGAGUGGUUGUCCAUGGAGGCUUCUGCUUCUUCUUUUACAUUUUGCUUCCAGAAAUGAGCCCCGUUUCUGUCUAUUGUCUGUCUCACCAGCGAAAUAAUAUUUGAGAUGUGCUUUUUCACUUUUUUAAAAUACUCACUACAGGGGUACUCUAGAAAUUUCACACAUUAACUUUAGUUUACUCGUCAUAAAGGAGACAGCUGGCCUAAUUGUAUAAUGACUUAUACGGCACUGAAAGGAACAGAAAAAAUCCCUGAUUAUGUCUUAGUUUCGUCAUGAAGGAUAGUAGGUUUCGUCUAAUUUUGAAAAUAUUAUGUCCUGGCUUUGGAGGACCUAAAACACUUGAGGACAUUUGAGUUAUGGCAAAGAUAACUGCUCAAGGAUGUAUCAUCGUUAUACUAAUUGAGGUACUAAUAGAGAGGCUGUCAGAGUUGCUGUGAUGGGAGAAUUUCUGGAAACUUAAAGGUCUCAUAUUGUGCCUCUUGUCAGCAAAUUAAUGAAAGCUUUACACGUCUCCA